Messenger RNA from Westerdykella ornata, 1772 nucleotides. RefSeq lists its product as uncharacterized. The transcript has 3 exons. The coding region runs from base 309 to 1592 and encodes 427 amino acids. The record is from RefSeq and is a predicted model, not a curated record. NCBI's taxonomy places the organism in Eukaryota, Fungi, Ascomycota, Dothideomycetes, Pleosporales, Sporormiaceae.
CCACCAGUGACUGGAUUCGCGCGCACCCGCACGCUUCCACAAUUCACACUGCGUGCCCCAUCAUUAAGCCAUGCUCCGCGCAAACCCGCACACAAUCGCGCUCGCUCCGCUUCUGCGACUUCCCCUCGCACAAGCCGUUUCCACCCCUUGAGCCCCGCCGACGUCGACGGCUCGUUCUUCAGGGCUCCCGCGAGUCCGCCUCGCCCACCGCCGUCAUAGCCCCAUCUCUACCCCAAUCUAUCUUACAAACCUCCCACACACAUACCGCCUCUACGGUCGUUUCUGGAGCAACGGCUCAUCCCCACGCCAUGCGUCGCGGCAACUUUUCGGCGCGCUCAAGGCCCUGCAACGGGGAUGGGACCUCUCCCAACCCACCCGCCGCCACGCGCAAGAUCUUCAACUGUAUCGUGGACGAGACAGCCUUGAUCGCAGGCGUGAAGUCGAGCACCCGGGACGGCAUCCGUAAAUGGGUCUCUCAGGGCGCCAUUCGCCUCUUCGUCCCACUCUAUACUAUCUCCCAGCUUAAUGUCCUCAAGAAAGGGAACGACCGCAUCAGCUCGGAUGCUCAGGAAGCCGUCGUAUGGCUCGACGAAGUGACCUCUGACCCCACCAUCGCCGGCCGCGUUCAGCUGGAGGGUGUUGACGAAAAGUUUGGAAACUGGGCAAAGGUGGAGCAGUUUUUGCUCCCGGAGACACUCCUGUCUAUGGAAGAUAGUGAGACCGAUGAGUCUGAAUAUGGAGAGGAUUUGGAGAGCUCGUUUGCUAACCUCGACGUGAAACCACUUGUUGCUGCCAUUGCGUCUCCUACCCGUCCGACACGCAACAACAAUCUCAGCAAUGGAGUGAAAAAAUCACCAAGGAGAGCUGUUCCGGAGUUUCUUCGCCCGCUCUUCGAUCAUAUACUAUGGAGGAUUCAUCAAGAGUCCAAUCCGGAUGCAGCCUUGGAAUCCUUCAUCCUUCUUACCAACGACCCCGAGAAGCAAGAGAUUGCGCAGAAGUUCGGUAUCCGUGCGAAGCGCUUGGAGAAUCUCCGUACGGCCAUCGCCCGCGAAGACCUAGAGUACCGGAACCAUCAGAUUUUCGAUAAGAUCGAGAAGGGUGAAGUCAAGUCUCGAAGCUCCAAGGAGGAUCUGUGCAAGGAAGAUAAGGAUGCAGUUGGAGCCAAGGCUAUCAACGGACAUGAGUCUGACUCUGGCGACGAAGAUGAGGUUGUAUUCAAGCCUGUCCCGCGUGCUCCGCAAGCCGAUAUUGCUGAUGGGCAGCGCGUCAUGGAUCCGGACGAUUUUGGAAGAUCACCUCCUCAGCGCCGCGGCUAUGGAGGCCGCGGCGGUCGCGGAAGCCGUGGACGAGGUGCUUUCGCCGCCUUCAAUCCUCCGCGUGGACCAGGUGGCGCCCCCCGUGGACGUAGCAGCUUCGGACCUCGCGGUGGUGCCGGCUUCCAUUCCCAACAGCGACCGUCUCAGACGCCGCGACCUGCAGCACGUCCUAUUCCAGAUGCGAAUACGAUCCUCGAUCCGGAUGCAUUUGAACGCCCUGCUCCGCGUAUGAGUAACGGUCGUGGUGGUAGGAGGAAGCUUUGGGAGCCGAACUAAUCGAUCAGGGAACGCAUCGGAGACGAUGCAUACUUGACGCAUCCGGCUUUUACAUUUUCCUCCGCCUCUAUGGAGAACGCCGUACAACAACAGUAAUCUGUCGCUCUGCGAUGGGUAAACAUCUCGGGCUUGCACCUCGAUGAUCGAUGGCAGUGACUGAGGCUCGGGAAACGGUUAUGA